AUGCAAAUGGUGAAGACAAAGAAGGCAAUGGGCCAAGCAGAAGUGAAUAAGCAAGCGAUCUUGAGGACCUUUGGGGAUGACAAAAGCUCUCUGCUUGACCAUUUUGAGAGGCUCUCUGUUGAGUUAAAGCUGAACCAAGCCAUGCUGAGGCGGAGUCUCUCUGAGCCAACCCAAAUUCGGUCCCAGCAACCUCUUUUAAUCUGUCAGGCUCCAUCAGAAUCAGAACCACCACCGCCACCUUUGGUUACCAAGAAAAGGCGUGGCUCAGGCUUCAGCAAGGUUCUGAAGAAGAUGAUCAAGCCCAUUCUAAGCAGAAUGAGUGCAAAAAAGAAGGAAAUCCCAGAUGCAAAAGACCCCAGAACUCACAACAAAAGAACCCAACAUGGUAAGCUACUUGUCUUUGCAGCACUUUCAUGCUCUGCUACAAAUCCCACUGGAACCACACCGUUGAAUGUUGUCAGUCUUGCUGACAAAACCCACCAGUCAUACCCAAAAGAUUAUGGCUUGCAGUCCAGUAUCGAAGAACCAAAGCUAGAUUUUGAUAGCAUAGCUAGUAGAUUGCAGGUACAGAGAUUUAUUGAUAGAAUUAAAGCUUUGCCCUUUAGAGAGACGAGUGUAAUCCUUGGUAUCUUUGAACAAGAUGGUUGCUUUCAGACCGUAUCUGAAUUCAACGCUCUGCUCAUGGCUUUAGUCAUAGCAAAAGAGCCUGACAUUGCUUUGAGCCUGUUUAAUGAAGUAUCAGCUUACGGGUUAGUGCCAGAUUCUUUGACAUUUUCCAUCAUGAUAAGGUGUUACUGCGAGAAAAAUGAUCUGGAUGAAGCCAUAAGGGUUUUAGUCCAUAUGGUUGAAAAUGGGUUUUACCCUAAUGCUGCAACAAUCACUGUUCUGAUAAAUUCAUUGUGCAAAAGAGGUAGGUUGCAGAGAGCUUUGGAGGUUUUGGAGGUCAUGGGUAGAAUUGGGUGCAAGCCAACUGUUCAGAUAUACAAUUGCUUGUUGAAGGGGUUGUGCUAUGUUGGGAGGGUGGAGGAUGCAUAUGAAAUGUUGAUGAGAAUCAAGAAAGAUGCCAUAAAACCUGACAUUUACACAUUCACAGCUGUUAUGGAUGGUUUUUGUAAAGUGGGUCGCUCAGAUGAGGCAAUGGAAUUGCUUGAUGAAGCUGUGGAAAUGGGGUUGACACCAGAUGUGGUCACUUUCAACACUCUGUUUAAUGGGUAUUGCAAGGAAGGCAGGCCAAUGGAGGGACUUAAUGUGUUAAAGCAGAUGAAAGAGAGAAACUGCAACCCUGAUUGUAUUACUUACAGCACUUUGUUGCAUGGAUUGUUAAAAUGGGGUAAAACUCGUAAUGCUCUUAGGGUUUAUAAGGAGAUGGUUGAAAAUGGGGUUGAAGUAGAUGGGAGAUUGAUGAACAAUCUUGUUAGAGGGUUAUGUAGGAGGUCGAGGAAGGAAAAAGACCUCUUGGAAGAUGCACAUGAAGUGUUUGAGAAAAUGCAGAAUGAGGUUUUGGGCAUAGACGCUAGUACAUAUGGCUUGAUGAUCCAAACUCUUUGUAUGGAAAAGAAGAUGGAUGCAGCUGUGGUCUGUUUGCAGGAGAUGAUUGGAAUGGGCUACUCACCAUGGAUUAUCACCUUUAACAAUGUAAUUAAAACCCUUUGUGUUGAGGGAAAGGUGACUGAGGCACUGUUAGUAUUGAGCAUCAUGUAUGAAGGUGGUAGAGGAACCAAUGGAAUAUCUUAUAACCCUUUGAUUCAUGGAUUGAAUCGGCGGGGCAGUUUCCUUGGCGGUUGUAGUGUAUAUGGCGCAGCAGUGAAGAGAGGUAGUGGGACAUUGACAAUAGCACCGGUGUCGAGAGUCGCUGGCUUUGAUCCACCUGCGAGCAAAGUUCAGUUAGAAGAUGCUGCCUCUUUGAUUGUUGAUAACAAGGAACUGCGACGUUUAGUUAUAGACAGGAGCUUAUCACUUCUAAAACCCAAGAAAUCAAUCAGGCGCCCAUUCUGCACCUGA
Messenger RNA from Prunus armeniaca (apricot), 2001 nucleotides. Lineage: Eukaryota; Viridiplantae; Streptophyta; Magnoliopsida; Rosales; Rosaceae. The record is from the annotation of a GenBank genome assembly.